AUGAACACACCAGUAGAUUCCUUUGGCAUGCCUUUGCGCACCUCCAGCGCUGCUCCACGUUUUGGAGGUGACUACACUCAGCUGGUCAACUUCCUGGAGUCAGUAGAACGACUCGCGCAACCACUUGGGCUGUCAGAUAAGGACAUCAUCAAGUAUGCCUUGAAGUAUACCGCGCCUAACGAGCAAGAGCUAUUUCAGUACUAUGAAGGUAACAACUAUGAAGAGUUUGCUAAUUCCGCCUUGUUUAUGUACCCAGAAUGCGGUACUCAGCGCUGCUACACGCGCCCUAGCGCGAUUUCCGCUAUUCCGCUUCCGCCCCUUGAAGCGCCCCAUGAAGCGCCACUUGUAGGCGCGUCUCAGCAACCAGAACACGCCUUAGAACAACCAGUAGCUGCAGCUAUAGCGCCAGUACACGAAACACACGAAACACUUCCCCUUCCGCCUACUCCAACAUCGCCUAUUGUUGAAAUCGCCAUUGCACCAGCCUACAUCGAGGCGCCUAUAAUAGGCGAGCCUACAGAGCCCCAAAGCGACCCAGAAGAUCAGUUGGACGAAGUUGAUUUACCCCAGCAAGAAGUACAUGCGCCUACCGCUAUUGUGAACGCGCCAAACGCGCUACAAGACAAAAUUGCGUCACCCAUGGUCAGCAAUGACCUCAAACAUGCAUCGCAUUUUAGCGCGCCCAUUCAGGAGUAUUCUGCAGUGUCAGAGCUCCAAAACACGCCUUACAUUGACCAGAGUUUGUCUCUGCUAAAUCCACUUGUUACUGAUGAUACCGCGCAUAUCGCGUGUUCCACUUACAGUGACUAUCACGCGCCAGUCAAGCAUCCAUGCAUCGCAUCACCCAACCACCAUAUAGAUCAUGUCUCAGGCGACCCUGACGCGCCUCCUGUGCACCCUAUGGCGCCUGAGGUCGUGCAUGUCACGCACUUUGAGGCAUUGUAUAUUCAACCCUCGCAUAUUUCGCCUUUUUCGCUUAUUUCGCGUUUUUCACUCUCAUUGAGUUUUUCAUCAGUUGCUAAUGCUUCGCCUUUGCCUUCAUUUAAGCUUACCAUUAUUCCCUCACUUAGGCGCCACAGUCGCGCGCCUCACGCCUUAAUUCUCGCGCCUAAGGCGCCCAUCAUUACACCAAAGUUCUCCCUCCAUCGCAUUUUUACCACCUUAUCACUUUUAAAUCGCAUUCCUCACAUUCACCAUGAACUAUAUUUCAAUCAGCCAUUCAGGCGCGACUUAGGCGCGCGCCUGACACAUAAACAUCCGCCUACAUCACUUCAUAUCACCAUUAACCUUGCAUCACUUGUCCUUACUCGCAUUUUUCGCAUUUUCACCAAUCGCGUCCAUAUCACCCUUUCAUUUUAUAUCAAACACCAUUCAUUCAUGAUCAGGUGCCUAUGUCGCCUUGAUACAUUGUCCAUACUCAUUAUUCGCGCCUUAUUCGCGCCUAAUUUCGCUUCACAUACAUCCCUCACUAACGCGUUUUCAGAAUAUCAUCCUAUCCUCGUGCAAACAGAGGAUAUAAUCAUUUUCGCGCCUAAAUGCGCUAAUGCGCCAGCGUCGCCUAUCGCCUAUCAUGCUGUAGUGCAUCUCUACCACUGUCGCCUCGCCUCGCCUUGGUGCGCACCUAAUAGGCGCCACCAAGUGCAAGAAUUCAUUCCUCCAGCUACUAGUCCGCCGCUAUCGCGAGUUUGCAGAAGAAUCAGUUCAUACCCGGUUGAAGAAGUUGUUGCAGAGUCUUGA
Suillus subalutaceus is the source of this 1737-nucleotide messenger RNA. RefSeq lists its product as uncharacterized. The record is from RefSeq and is a predicted model, not a curated record. NCBI's taxonomy places the organism in Eukaryota, Fungi, Basidiomycota, Agaricomycetes, Boletales, Suillaceae. The transcript has a single exon. The coding region runs from base 1 to 1737 and encodes 578 amino acids.